UGCUCUGUACAAAACUUUGUGGAAGGGGAAAAACAGGCCCCUGAGUAUGUGCCUCUAUGCUUGAAACUUCUUGAAACUGCUCCUAACUGCUUGUUUGGCUUCUGUAAACCUGCUUGCAUAAGAUAAAAAGAGGAGAAGUCAAUUGCCUAACGGACCCCAGUAAGAUCGGGCGUGCCACAAAAUGUUGAAAAUCCUGAUAAAUAUAUCUUGGUGACAAUAUGUCUCCCCCACCCAGAGACAGGCACAAACAUGUAACUCCAGAACAACUUAAAAUUAAUUGGUCCACAAAGCGCGGGCUCUCGAAGUUUUGAAUUGACUGGUUUGCGAUAUUUUAAAAAUGAUUAGUUUGUAAAAGCGCGGGCUUUGUUGUGAACCCCAUAAAAGCUGUCCCGACUCCACACUCGGGGCCGCAGUCCUCUACCCCUGCGUGGCGUACGACUGUGGGCCCCAGCGCGCUCGGAAUAAAAAUCCUCUUGCUGUUUGCAUCAAGACCGCUUCUCGUGAGUGAUUUGGGGUGUCGCCUCUUCCGAGUCAGGACGAGAGGGAUUUUAACUCGACUGGCCUUUCAGUUUGGUGCGUUGGCCGGGAAACCCGCGACUACCCCUCACACCCGAGAACCGACUUGGAGGGUGCUGCGAGGGGACCCUCUGCCCCUCCUGGAGCUCCGGCGGUGGAGGGACCUGCUGCAGGGACUCGGAGCCGGAGGGGCGCCACCCCGGAGCGGACAGACGAGAUCGCGACAUUACCGCUGCGCACGUACGGCCCUCCCAUACCGGGGGGCCAAUUGCAGCCCCUCCAGUAUUGGCCCUUUUCUUCUGCAGAUCUCUAUAAUUGGAAAACUAACCAUCCCCCUUUCUCGGAGGAUCCCCAACGCCUCACGGGGUUGGUGGAGUCCCUUAUGUUCUCUCACCAGCCUACUUGGGAUGAUUGUCAACAGCUGCUGCAGACACUCUUCACAACCGAGGAGCGAGAGAGAAUUCUGUUAGAGGCUAGAAAAAAUGUUCCUGGGGCCGACGGGCGACCCACGCAGUUGCAAAAUGAGAUUGACAUGGGAUUUCCCUUGACUCGCCCCGGUUGGGACUACAACACGGCUGAAGGUAGGGAGAGCUUGAAAAUCUAUCGCCAGGCUCUGGUGGCGGGUCUCCGGGGCGCCUCAAGACGGCCACUAACUUGGCUAAGGUAAGAGAGGUGAUGCAGGGACCGAAUGAACCUCCCUCAGUUUUUCUUGAGAGGCUCAUGGAAGCCUUCAGGCGGUUCACCCCUUUUGAUCCUACCUCGGAGGCUCAGAAAGCCUCAGUGGCCCUGGCCUUCAUAGGACAGUCAGCCCUGGAUAUCAGAAAGAAGCUUCAGAGACUGGAAGGGUUACAGGAGGCUGAGUUACGUGAUCUAGUGAAGGAGGCAGAGAAAGUGUAUUACAAAAGGGAGACAGAAGAAGAAAGGGAACAAAGAAAAGAGAGAGAAAGAGAGGAAAGGGAGGAAAGACGUAAUAAACGGCAAGAGAAGAAUUUGACUAAGAUCUUGGCUGCAGUGGUUGAAGGGAAAAGCAAUAGGGAAAGAGAGAGAGAUUUUAGGAAAAUUAGGUCAGGCCCUAGACAGUCAGGGAACCUGGGCAAUAGGACCCCACUCGACAAGGACCAAUGUGCAUAUUGUAAAGAAAAAGGACACUGGGCAAGGGACUGCCCCAAGAAGGGAAACAAAGGACUGAAGGUCUUAGCUCUGGAAGAAGAUAAAGACUAGGGAAGACGGGGUUCGGACCCCCUCCCCGAGCCCAGGAUAACUUUAAAGGUGGAGGGGCAACCAGUUGAGUUUCUGGUUGAUACCGGAGCGAAACAUUCAGUGCUACUACAGCCAUUAGGAAAACUAAAAGAUAAAAAAUCCUGGGUGAUGGGUGCCACAGGGCAACAACAGUAUCCAUGGACUACCCGAAGAACAGUUGACUUGGGAGUGGGACGGGUAACCCACUCGUUUCUGGUCAUACCUGAGUGCCCAGCACCCCUCUUAGGUAGAGACUUACUGACCAAGAUGGGAGCACAAAUUUCUUUUGAACAAGGGAAACCAGAAGUGUCUGCAAAUAACAAACCUAUCACUGUGUUGACCCUCCAAUUAGAUGACGAAUAUCGACUAUAUUCUCCCCUAGUAAAGCCUGAUCAAAAUAUACAAUUCUGGUUGGAACAGUUUCCCCAAGCCUGGGCAGAAACCGCAGGGAUGGGUUUGGCAAAGCAAGUUCCCCCACAGGUUAUUCAACUGAAGGCCAGUGCUGCACCAGUGUCAGUCAGACAGUACCCCUUGAGUAAAGAAGCUCGAGAAGGAAUUCGGCCGCAUGUUCAAAGAUUAAUCCAACAGGGCAUCCUAGUUCCUGUCCAAUCUCCCUGGAAUACUCCCCUGCUACCGGUUAGAAAGCCUGGGACUAAUGACUAUCGACCAGUACAGGACUUGAGAGAGGUCAAUAAACGGGUGCAGGAUAUACACCCAACAGUCCCGAACCCUUAUAACCUCUUGUGUGCUCUCCCACCCCAACGGAGCUGGUAUACAGUAUUGGACUUAAAGGAUGCCUUCUUCUGCCUGAGACUACAUCCCACUAGCCAACCACUUUUUGCCUUCGAAUGGAGAGAUCCAGGUGCGGGAAGAACCGGGCAGCUCACUUGGACUCGACUGCCCCAAGGGUUCAAAAACUCCCCGACCAUCUUUGACGAAGCCCUACACAGAGACCUGGCCAACUUCAGGAUCCAACACCCCCAGGUGACCCUCCUCCAGUACGUGGAUGACCUGCUUCUGGCGGGAGCCACCAAACAGGACUGCUUAGAAGGUACGAAGGCACUACUGCUGGAAUUGUCUGACCUAGGCUACAGAGCCUCCGCUAAGAAGGCCCAGAUUUGCAGGAGAGAGGUAACAUACUUGGGGUACAGUUUGCGGGGCGGGCAGCGAUGGCUGACGGAGGCACGGAAGAGAACUGUAGUCCAGAUACCGGCCCCAACCACAGCCAAACAAGUGAGAGAGUUUUUGGGGACAGCUGGAUUUUGCAGACUGUGGAUCCCGGGGUUUGCGACCUUAGCAGCCCCACUCUACCCACUAACCAAAGAAAAAGGGAAUUCUCCUGGGCUCCUGAGCACCAGAAGGCAUUUGAUGCUAUCAAAAAGGCCCUGCUUAGCGCACCUGCUCUGGCCCUCCCUGACGUGACUAAACACUUUACCCUUUAUGUGGAUGAGCGUAAGGGAGUAGCCCGGGGAGUUUUAACCCAAACUCUAGGACCAUGGAGGAGACCUGUUGCCUACCUGUCAAAGAAGCUCGAUCCUGUAGCCAGUGGUUGGCCCGUAUGCCUGAAGGCUAUCGCAGCUGUGGCCAUACUGGUCAAGGACGCUGACAAAUUGACUUUGGGACAGAAUAUAACUGUAAUAGCCCCCCAUGCGUUGGAGAACAUCGUUCGGCAGCCCCCAGACCGAUGGAUGACCAACGCCCGCAUGACCCACUAUCAAAGCCUGCUUCUCACAGAGAGGGUCACGUUCGCUCCACCAGCCGCUCUCAACCCUGCCACUCUUCUGCCUGAAGAGACUGAUGAACCAGUGACUCAUGAUUGCCAUCAACUAUUGAUUGAGGAGACUGGGGUCCGCAAGGACCUUACAGACAUACCGCUGACUGGAGAAGUGUUAACCUGGUUCACUGACGGAAGCAGCUAUGUGGUGGAAGGUAAGAGGAUGGCUGGGGCGGCGGUGGUGGACGGGACCCGCACGAUCUGGGCCAGCAGCCUGCCGGAAGGAACUUCAGCACAAAAGGCUGAGCUCAUGGCCCUCACGCAAGCUUUGCGGCUGGCCGAAGGGAAAUCCAUAAACAUUUAUACAGACAGCAGGUAUGCCUUUGCGACUGCACACGUACACGGGGCCAUCUAUAAGCAAAGGGGGUUGCUUACCUCAGCAGGGAGGGAAAUAAAGAACAAAGAGGAAAUUCUAAGCCUAUUAGAAGCCUUACAUUUGCCAAAAAGGCUAGCUAUUAUACACUGUCCUGGACAUCAGAAAGCCAAAGAUCCCAUAUCCAGAGGGAACCAGAUGGCUGACCGGGUUGCCAAGCAGGCAGCCCAGGGUGUUAACCUUCUGCCUAUGAUAGAAACACCCAAAGCCCCAGAACCCGGACGACAGUACACCCUAGAAGACUGGCAAGAAAUAAAAAAGAUAGACCAGUUCUCUGAAACUCCGGAGGGGACCUGCUAUACCUCAGAUGGGAAGGAAAUCCUGCCCCACAAAGAAGGGUUAGAAUAUGUCCAACAGAUACAUCGUCUAACCCACCUAGGAACUAAACACCUGCAGCAGUUGGUCAGAACAUCCCCUUAUCAUGUUCUGAGGCUACCAGGAGUGGCUGACUCGGUGGUCAAACAUUGUGUGCCCUGCCAGCUGGUUAAUGCUAAUCCUUCCAGAAUACCUCCAGGAAAGAGACUAAGGGGAAGCCACCCAGGCGCUCACUGGGAAGUGGACUUCACUGAGGUAAAGCCGGCUAAAUACGGAAACAAAUAUCUAUUGGUUUUUGUAGACACCUUUUCAGGAUGGGUAGAGGCUUAUCCUACUAAGAAAGAGACUUCAACCGUGGUGGCUAAGAAAAUACUGGAGGAAAUUUUUCCAAGAUUUGGAAUACCUAAGGUAAUAGGGUCAGACAAUGGUCCAGCUUUCGUUGCCCAGGUAAGUCAGGGACUGGCCAAGAUAUUGGGGAUUGAUUGGAAACUGCAUUGUGCAUACAGACCCCAAAGCUCAGGACAGGUAGAGAGGAUGAAUAGAACCAUUAAAGAGACCCUUACCAAAUUGACCACAGAGACUGGCAUUAAUGAUUGGAUAGCUCUCCUGCCCUUUGUGCUUUUUAGGGUGAGGAACACCCCUGGACAGUUUGGGCUGACCCCCUAUGAAUUGCUCUACGGGGGACCCCCCCCGUUGGCAGAAAUUGCCUUUGCACAUAGUGCUGAUGUGCUGCUUUCCCAGCCUUUGUUCUCUAGGCUCAAGGCGCUCGAGUGGGUGAGGCAGCGAGCGUGGAAGCAGCUCCGGGAGGCCUACUCAGGAGGAGACUUGCAAGUUCCACAUCGCUUCCAAGUUGGAGAUUCAGUCUAUGUUAGACGCCACCGUGCAGGAAACCUCGAGACUCGGUGGAAGGGACCUUAUCUCGUACUUUUGACCACACCAACGGCUGUGAAAGUCGAAGGAAUCCCCACCUGGAUCCAUGCAUCCCACGUUAAGCCGGCGCCACCUCCCGAUUCGGGGUGGAAAGCCGAAAAGACUGAAAAUCCCCUUAAGCUUCGCCUCCAUCGCGUGGUUCCUUACUCUGUCAAUAACUCCUCAAGUUAAUGGUAAACGCCUUGUGGACAGCCCGAACUCCCAUAAACCCUUAUCUCUCACCUGGUUACUUACUGACUCCGGUACAGGUAUUAAUAUUAACAGCACUCAAGGGGAGGCUCCCUUAGGGACCUGGUGGCCUGAGUUAUAUGUCUGCCUUCGAUCAGUAAUCCCUGGUCUCAAUGACCAGGCCACACCCCCCGAUGUACUCCGUGCUUACGGGUUUUACGUUUGCCCAGGACCCCCAAAUAAUGAAGAAUAUUGUGGAAAUCCUCAGGAUUUCUUUUGCAAGCAAUGGAGCUGCGUAACUUCUAAUGAUGGGAAUUGGAAAUGGCCAGUCUCUCAGCAAGACAGAGUAAGUUACUCUUUUGUUAACAAUCCUACCAGUUAUAAUCAAUUUAAUUAUGGCCAUGGGAGAUGGAAAGAUUGGCAACAGCGGGUACAAAAAGAUGUACGAAAUAAGCAAAUAAGCUGUCAUUCGUUAGACCUAGAUUACUUAAAAAUAAGUUUCACUGAAAAAGGAAAACAAGAAAAUAUUCAAAAGUGGGUAAAUGGUAUGUCUUGGGGAAUAGUGUACUAUGGAGGCUCUGGGAGAAAGAAAGGAUCUGUUCUGACUAUUCGCCUCAGAAUAGAAACUCAGAUGGAACCUCCGGUUGCUAUAGGACCAAAUAAGGGUUUGGCCGAACAAGGACCUCCAAUCCAAGAACAGAGGCCAUCUCCUAACCCCUCUGAUUACAAUACAACCUCUGGAUCAGUCCCCACUGAGCCUAACAUCACUAUUAAAACAGGGGCGAAACUUUUUAGCCUCAUCCAGGGAGCUUUUCAAGCUCUUAACUCCACGACUCCAGAGGCUACCUCUUCUUGUUGGCUUUGCUUAGCUUCGGGCCCACCUUACUAUGAGGGAAUGGCUAGAGGAGGGAAAUUCAAUGUGACAAAGGAACAUAGAGACCAAUGUACAUGGGGAUCCCAAAAUAAGCUUACCCUUACUGAGGUUUCUGGAAAAGGCACCUGCAUAGGGAGGGUUCCCCCAUCCCACCAACACCUUUGUAACCACACUGAAGCCUUUAAUCGAACCUCUGAGAGUCAGUAUCUGGUACCUGGUUAUGACAGGUGGUGGGCAUGUAAUACUGGAUUAACCCCUUGUGUUUCCACCUUGGUUUUCAACCAAACUAAAGACUUUUGCGUUAUGGUCCAAAUUGUCCCCGGGUGUACUACUAUCCCGAAAAAGCAGUCCUUGAUGAAUAUGACUAUAGAUAUAAUCGGCCAAAAAGAGAGCCCAUAUCCCUGACACUAGCUGUAAUGCUCGGAUUGGGAAUGGCUGCAGGCGUGGGAACAGGAACGGCUGCCCUAAUCACAGGACCGCAACAGCUGGAGAAAGGACUUAGUAACCUACAUCGAAUUGUAACGGAAGAUCUCCAAGCCCUAGAAAAAUCUGUCAGUAACCUGGAGGAAUCCCUAACCUCCUUAUCUGAAGUGGUUCUACAGAACAGAAGGGGGUUAGAUCUGUUAUUUCUAAAAGAAGGAGGGUUAUAUGUAGCCUUAAAAGAGGAAUGCUGCUUUUAUGUGGAUCAUUCAGGAGCUAUCAGGGACUCCAUGAGCAAGCUCAGAGAAAGGUUAGAAAAACGUCACAAAGAAAAAGAGGCUGGCCAAGGAUGGUUUGAGGGAUGGUUCAACAAGUCCCCAUGGGUGACCACCCUGCUUUCUGCUCUAACAGGACCCCUAGUAAUACUGCUCCUGUUGCUUACAGUUGGGCCUUGCUUAAUUAAUCGGUUUGUUGCCUUUGUUAGAGAACAAGUGAGUGCAGUUCGGAUCAUGGUACUUAGACAGCAGUACCAAGGCCUUCCAAGCUAAGGAGAAACUGACCUUUAGCCUUCCUAGUUCUAAGAUUAGAACUAUUAACAAGAGAAGAAGUGGGGAAUGAAAGGAUGAAAAUGCAACCUGACUCUCCCAGAACCCAGGAAGUUAAUAAGAAGCUCUAAAUGCCCUCGAAUUCCAGACCCUGUUCCCUAUAGGUAAAAGAUCAUACUUUUUGCUGUUUUAGGGCUUGCUUUCUGCUCUGUACAAAACUUUGUGGAAGGGGAAAAACAGGCCCCUGAGUAUGUGCCUCUAUGCUUGAAACUUCUUGAAACUGCUCCUAACUGCUUGUUUGGCUUCUGUAAACCUGCUUGCAUAAGAUAAAAAGAGGAGAAGUCAAUUGCCUAACGGACCCCAGUAAGAUCGGGCGUGCCACAAAAUGUUGAAAAUCCUGAUAAAUAUAUCUUGGUGACAAUAUGUCUCCCCCACCCAGAGACAGGCACAAACAUGUAACUCCAGAACAACUUAAAAUUAAUUGGUCCACAAAGCGCGGGCUCUCGAAGUUUUGAAUUGACUGGUUUGCGAUAUUUUAAAAAUGAUUAGUUUGUAAAAGCGCGGGCUUUGUUGUGAACCCCAUAAAAGCUGUCCCGACUCCACACUCGGGGCCGCAGUCCUCUACCCCUGCGUGGCGUACGACUGUGGGCCCCAGCGCGCUCGGAAUAAAAAUCCUCUUGCUGUUUGCAUCAA
Messenger RNA from Sus scrofa (pig), 7847 nucleotides. Lineage: Eukaryota; Metazoa; Chordata; Mammalia; Artiodactyla; Suidae. The record is from RefSeq and is a predicted model, not a curated record.